AUGUCGUGGUGUGAAGGUUCUGGAGGCAAGAUGACUUUGGUCAAGUUGCUCCUCUCCUUAAUGCUGCUACACACACUUUCUGAAGCCUCUAAUCAGCCUCCUCGUUUCCAGAAUUACUUCUUCCAGUCGUACCUGCUUAUCUAUGAGAACACACCAGUCGUCAAGGAUACAGUGAACAUUCAGAUCGGAGAUGUAAAUGACAAUGCGCCAUCCUUUUUCAACCAGCCCUAUGCUGUUCAAAUACCAGAGAACACUCCAGUGGGAACGUCCGUGUUCAUGGUGAAUGCGACAGACCCGGAUCAGGGUGUGGGCGGCAGUGUGCUCUUCUCCUUCCAGCCUCCCUCUCCGUUCUUCUCAAUUGAUGGGGCCAGGGGAAUCGUUACUGUGACGAGAGCGCUGGACUAUGAGACGACAAACGCCUAUCAGCUCACUGUUAAUGCCACGGACCAGGAUAAGAGGCGUCCGCUCUCGAGUCUGGCUAAUUUGGCGAUUACCAUCACUGAUGUUCAAGACAUGGACCCCAUCUUCACCAACCUGCCGUACAGCACUAAUAUAAUGGAGGACGCACCACCAGGUUAUGAAGUCCGUAAGAUCACAGCGCUCGAUCAAGACUUAGGUCGACCACGUGGAAUUGGAUAUACGUUCAUAUCAGGUAACACCAACAGCGUGUUUGCUCUUGACUACAUCAGCGGAUCCCUGAAAGUGAGUGGACAGCUGGACCGGGAAAACCCUUUGUACUCAUCCGGAUUCACCAUCACAGUAAAGGCCACAGAGCUGAAUGACGACCGCACACCCUCGUCUGCCACCGUCAUGACCACCUUCACCAUCCUGCUGAUCGAUAAAAAUGACAAUCCGCCCAGGUUUAACAGCUCUGAAUAUCGCGUCCUGAUCACAGAGCUGGCGCAGGUCGGCUUCGCUCUGCCUCUGUACAUACAGGUCGAAGACAAAGACGAGGGGGUGAACAGCAUGUUUCAGGUGGUCCUGACAGGAAAUAACUCUGAGCACUUCAGCAUCUCUCCCACCUCAGUGCAGGGCAGAGCAGACCUCCGUGUGCGUGUGGCCAUCCCGCUGGACUACGAAACCAUCAGGAGCUACAGCUUUUCUCUCUAUGCCAACGAGUCUCUAUCAGAGCAUGUGGGGUUUGCUCGAGUCUUCAUCGACCUCGUCAACGAGAACGACAACAGACCGAUCUUCAGCCAGACGCUUUAUAACAUCAGCUUACCCGAGAUCACCGCUCCUGGAACAUCUCUACUGCAGAUAAAGGCCACGGAUAAUGACAUUGGCACGUUUGGAGUGGUUCGGUAUUACUUCAGCGAUGAGCCAGACCAGUUCUCAUUGGAUGUUGAGACAGGUUGGGUGACGCUGCGAGACUGUUUGGAUUAUGAGCUCAUGAGGCGCUUUACUUUAACAAUAUUGGCCCGUGAUGGAGGAGGGGAGGAGACUACAGGACGCCUUCGCAUUAACGUGAUGGAUGUAAACGACAAUGCACCAAUCUUCCAGAAGGAGGCGUAUACGGGUUCACUUAUGGAGAACGAACAGGCUCCACAACAAAUAAUCCGAGCCCGGCUUGUUCAUGCUGUCAUCACCGUGAAUCGUCCUCUGGAUUAUGAGCAGGUUCCAGGUGGAUCGAUCUUUCUGACUCUGAUGGCCAGAGAUGGAGGGAACCCGUCCCUCAACAGCACUGUUCCCGUCACCAUAGAGCUGUUUGACGAGAAUGACAACCCACCCGAGUUCAGCCUCCCGUCUUACAUCGUCAACAUACCUGAGAAUAUCGUUGCAGGAGCGACAGUGUUGUUUGUGAACGCCACAGACCUGGACGCGUCUCGGGAGUUUGGUCAGGUCUCUCUCAUCUAUUCCCUGCAGGGCAGCUCACAGUUCAGACUCAACACUCGCUCAGGAGAGAUCACCACCACAGCUCUUCUGGAUCGAGAGAUGAAGUCCGAGUACAUUCUGAUCGUAAGAGCCGUUGAUGGAGGGGUGGGACCACAGCAGAAAACCGGCAUCGCUACGGUGAACAUCACUAUUCUGGACAUAAAUGAUAACGCCCCCAUGUGGCGAGAUGAGCCGUAUCAAGCGAAUGUUGUGGAGAUGAGUCCCAUGGAUACUGACGUUAUUACUGUAUUAGCGGUGGACCCUGAUUAUGGUGAUAAUGGGAUGGUGGUCUACUCUAUAAAUCCAGGGAACCCCUUUUACACCAUCAACCGCAACACCGGGAAGAUCCGCACCAGUGGGGCGGUGCUGGACCGAGAGAGUCAGAACGCCCGCUCCGCACAGCUUAUGAGGACCAUCAUUGUCUCUGCUACCGACCUUGGGACGCCUCCACUGCGCUCUUCAGCCAGCGCUACAGUGUAUGUGAACCUCCUGGACCUCAACGAUAAUGAUCCUGCCUUUAUCAACCUCCCAUUUGUCGCUGAAGUACCAGAGGGGCUUCCCAUUGGAUCAUCUGUGUUCAGGGUGCAGGUGCAGGACCCUGAUGAAGGUGAAAAUGGUGCGGUAACCAUGGCGCUUCAGAUGGGGAUGCCACGGCUGGACUUCAGGCUCAACACCACCACAGGGGUCCUGGUUUCCACCGCAGUGCUGGACCGCGAGCAGAUCGGCCAGUAUUAUCUGAGGAUUAUUGCGUAUGACGCAGACCAGUUUCCUCGAACUUCCACGAGUACUCUCACUAUCACAGUUUUGGACAUGAAUGAUGAGACGCCAACCUUCUUCCCCAGCAUGUAUAACGUAUCGUUGGAUGAAAACGUGCCCCGUGACUAUGUGGUGGUCAGACUGAACUGCACGGAUAAUGACGCGGGUCUUAACUCAGAGCUCAGCUAUUUUAUCACAGCUGGGAACCAAGAUGGAACGUUUAGUGUGGGUUUCCGGACUGGAAUAGUACGGACUGUGGUGGGUCUGGACCGCGAGACUCAGGCCUUGUACAGGCUAGUGAUUGAAGCGAUUGAUAAUGGUCCAGCGGGAAGUCGGAGGACAGGAACAGCUACAGUAUAUGUGGAGGUGCUGGACGUCAAUGACAACAGGCCUAUAUUCCUCCAGAACAGCUAUGAGACCAGCGUCCUGGAGAACAUACCCAGAGGAACUAGUAUAUUACAGGUUCAGGCCACAGAUGCAGAUCAGGGGGAGAAUGGAAGAGUUCUGUACAGGAUUCUCUCUGGCAACAAUGGUCAGUUUAAUGUGGACAGUCUGUCUGGACUCAUCAGCAGAGGAACUGCGGCUCUGAACCGAGAGACACGUAGCUCUCAUGUGCUGGAGGUGGAGGCCUAUAACAGUGACCAGGGCAGCAUGCGCAGCUCUGUCAGGGUGAUUGUGUAUGUGGAGGACGUGAAUGACGAGUCUCCAGUCUUCACUCAGUCGCAGUACAAUCGCCUGGGGCUCAGAGAGACUGCUGGGAUUGGUACAUCUGUGGUAGUGGUCCGAGCUACAGACCCCGACACAGGUGAUGGGGGCGCUGUAGCGUAUGCUCUGGUUUCUGGCUCUGACCAUAAGUUUGAGGUGGAUGUAAGUACGGGUCUGCUAACUACAAUGGAUUACUUGGACUACGAGACCAAGACCAGCUAUUUAAUGAACGUCUCAGCCACAGAUCAGUCUCCACCGUUCCACAGCAGCUACUGCAGUGUCUACGUAACUUUACUCAAUGAACUGGACGAAGCCGUGGCCUUUCUAUCAACCGGUUAUGAAAUACCGCUGAUGGAGAACAUCGCCACGGGAACAGAGGUGGUCCAGGUGAAGGCGCAGUCGGCCGAUAACCUGAACCAGCUGACGUACCGCUUCGACCCUGACACCUCACCUGCUGCCCUGGCGCUCUUUAAGAUUGAUGGUGUCACGGGCCGUAUAACUGUGACGGGACUGUUGGACAGAGAGAGAGGCGAUUCAUACACUCUCACUGUUGUGGCCGAUGAUGGAGGACCCAAGAGAGGCUCCACUGUGAAGGUGUCAAUCACCAUUCUUGAUGAGAAUGACAACAGCCCAGAGUUUGACAUCACUUCGGAUUUGUCAGUGGCUAUUCCAGAGGACACACCCAUUGGCCAGAGAGUUGCUAUCGUGUUGGCACGGGACAAAGACGCUGGAAGAAAUGGACUGGUGAAUUUCACCUUGAUCGCAGGGAACAUGCAGGACGUGUUUAAGAUCAACACAGCCAAUAAUACGUAUGGAGAGGUUUACUUGAACGCCCGUCUGGACCGUGAAGCUGUUGACCGUUACCUGCUUAAAGUGCGGGCGACGGAUAACGGUUCCCCUCCGAGGUUCACAGAUGUGUCGCUCACGGUGAAUAUUUUGGAUGAGAACGAUAACCCUCCCGUGCUGCAGAGCCCUCGUGGGUACAACGUCAGCGUCAGUGAGAAUGUGGGUGGCGGUACAUCUGUCCUGCGUGUUGUAGCGACGGAUCGGGACAUUGGACCCAAUGCCAUGCUGUCGUACUACAUCACCGGCGGUAACCAGGACCUGACCUUCAGAAUGGACCGUAUGACAGGAGAGAUAGUGACCCGACCGUCACCUCCUGACAGAGAAAAACAGCAGCAGUACACACUCACUGUAACUGUGGAAGAUGACGGAAUGCCACCUUUAUCAACGUCCACCAUCGUUUGGGUCCGUAUAAUUGAUGAAAAUGACAAUGCGCCUGAGUUUCCAGAGGAAGAGUAUGUGACGGAGCUCAGAGAGGGGCCAAACACUGUAGGAGCCAUUAUCGCAACGGUUACUGCCAUCGAUCCUGAUGAAGAACUCAACGGAACCAUCCGUUAUGCCAUCUCCAAGGGCAACCUGGCCCAGACGUUCCAGAUCAAUAGCAUAACGGGUCAGAUUGUGGUCAUUAAGGAGCUGGAUUAUGAGAUCAGUAAUGGUCAUUAUGUGCUGACAGUCACAGCUACAGAUCAGUGUCCUAUACCUCAGUUCAGACUGACCUCCAGCACCACAGUCCUGGUGAAUGUGGUAGAUGUGAACGAUAAUGCACCCAUCUUCCCGAGACCAUUCGAAGGUCCGUUUGAAAUCACAGAGGGUCAGCCGGGUCCACGUGUGUGGACCGUUAAAGCAGCGGAUGCCGACUCGGGAUCCAACGGAAAAGUGGAGUACAGCAUCACCGCAGGGGACCUGAAAAAUGAGUUUGUAAUUUCAUCGGUUGAGGGAGAGUUAAGAGUGAGGAGAGAUGUGGAGCUGGACAGAGAAACUAUCGCCUAUUACAACAUCACCAUUACUGCCAAAGAUCUGGGAACGCCAGCGCUCAGCGCUAUGGUGGUAGUGAGCAUUCAGGUGUUGGACAUUAAUGAUAACGACCCCAUCCUGCUCAACUUACCCUAUAACACCAGCGUGAGCGAGGGAGCACCGAUCCACACCUCCAUCACUCAAGUGCGGGCACAAGACUCUGACAGCGACCGCAAUGCUCUCCUCACAUACAGCAUCACCGCCGGCAACAGUGAUGGAUCAUUCUACAUUAAUGAGACAUCAGGUGUAGUUCAGGUGAACAGGCCGCUGGACAGAGAGAGAGUGGCUGAAUACAGCCUCACCAUCACCGUCAAAGACAACCCAGACAACCCUCGCAUCGCACGCAGGGAUUCAGAGUUGUUGGUGGUGACUGUGCUGGAUGUGAAUGACAACAGGCCCAUCUUCACCCAGUCCAGCUACAGGGGCGAGAUCAGUGAAAACUCCCCCACAGGCACCACUGUGUUGAUUCUAAACGGCCCAGUUCUAGCAGAGGACAAAGACAUUGGGGAGAAUGCGGUGGUGAGGUAUCGUCUCCUGGGAAACAGAGUGGACCUUUUCUCCAUAGACUCCCGCACAGGGGUGGUAUCGGCGCGUGCAGGUGCUGUGCUGGACCGGGAGGCUUUCUCUGUGCCGCGGGUGGAGCUGUUUCUGCUUGGGGAGGAUGUGGGAGGUUUAAACAGCACCGUCCCACUCACAAUCACCAUCCUCGACAUAAAUGACAACCCACCUGUCUUCAAUCCAUCCAGUUUCACUGUACACCUGCCAGAAAACAGCCCCACAGGUGUGGUAGUAACGCAGCUGUCGGCGAGUGACGCUGAUGGUGGCUCUAACGGUUGGCUGCAGUAUCGGUUAGACAGCGGCGCUCAGGACCGUUUCAUUGUUGACGCUCUCUCUGGUGCCGUUGUGGUGGGCAAUGCUACACUGGACCGAGAGGAGCGUAGCUCGUACCGUCUAGUUGUCAUAGCAACUGACCGAGGCACACCCCCUCUCUCAGGAACGGCGAUGUUAACUGUUGUUCUGGACGAUGUCAAUGACUCCCGUCCUCGUUUCAUACGGCCUGUGCAGACUAUCAGCGUUAACGAGUCAACACCGCCAGGAGAGGUUAUAGCUACGCUCACUGCCGAGGACGCUGAUCUACGACCCCGCCUGGAGUAUUACAUCAUCUCUGUGGAAGCAAAGGAUGAUGGGAAUAAUCCAGUGGAUGGGCUGCAGCAGUCGUUUGGAAUUGACUUUUACACAGGUGCUGUGUUUGUACGAAACCCCUUGAACCGAGAGCUGGUUGCCACUUUUGAGAUCAUCGUUUCAGUGCAUGACAAUGCCAGUGAUGUUAUUGACAUGUCCGUCAGUGUACCCAACGCUAAAUUAACCAUCAACGUGCUGGAUGUGAAUGACAACGCUCCUCGUUUUCGUCCUUUCGGGGUAGCGAACUUCUCCGAGAGGAUUCUGGAGGGUGCUGUGUCUGGUACCACACUGCUGUCGGUGACGGCUGUGGAUCCUGAUAAAGGGCCCAACGGACAGAUCAUCUACCAGCUCCUACACCUGCCCCGUGGAGACUACAUAAGACUUGAAGACCCUUCUACAGGUAAAAUUGUGGCCAAUCGGACAGUGGAUUAUGAACAAGUGCAGUGGUUGAACUUCACGGUGCGUGCUCAGGAUCACGGCACGCCUCCUCGCUUUGCCGAACUUCCUGUCUAUUUGCGCAUUGUUGAUGUCAACGACAACAACCCAGUCUUUCAGCAACCUUUAUAUCAGAAGUCCAUUUUUGAGGAUGUUGCACUUGGCACCAUUAUUGUAAGUGUGAGUGCGACAGAUGCAGACUCCGGUCUGUUCUCUGUCAUUGAAUACGGGCUAGUGGAUGGAGAGGGCAAGUUCGGCAUCACACCCACUACGGGUGACAUCUACAUCCUGUCUGUCCUGGACAGAGAGACCAAGGACCGUUACACUCUCACAGCCUAUGCCAGGGACAACCCCGGAGGCAACCCCAACAACCGCAGAGAAAACUCCGUCCAGGUGCAGUUGACAGUGAUGGAUGUAAAUGAUUUCCGCCCACGUUUCUCAGAGAGAGUCUUCACCACUAGUAUGUUUGAGAAUGAGCCGGUUGGUACAUCAGUGAUCACGAUGAAGGCCAUUGACCUCGAUGAGGGGGAGAAUGCAUUACUUACCUACAGUCUACAGGGCCCUGGAGCGGAUGCGUUCUCUCUGGAUCCUGACACUGGGCUGAUUCGCUCCCUGCGGUUACUGCAGAGUUUUGAGAGGUUUAAUCUGACCGUGGUGGCGACUGAUCAUGGCAGAACGCCACUCUGGGGAACCACCAGUCUUCAGAUCACCGUCAUAGAUGUCAAUGAUAACAGGCCGGUCUUUGUGCGGCCUGCCAAUGGCACUAUCAUGCACAUACUUGAGGAACAGCCUCCUGGGCUGGUGGUGUAUGAAGUGUUCGCCACAGACGAGGAUGAGGGGGUGAACGGAGAGGUCCGGUACAGCUUCCUGCAGACUGGAGCAGGAAAUAGAGACUGGGAGAACUUCCAUAUUGAUGCAGUGACCGGAGUGAUCACCACUGCGGUUACACUGGACAGAGAGAAACAAGCCCUGUACAGUCUGGUUGUGGUGGCGUAUGACCUCGGGCAGCCCGUCCCAUAUGAGACCAUGCAGCCGCUGCAGGUGGCUCUGUCUGACAUCGACGACAACGAACCUGUCUUUUUUAAACCUCCGAGAGGAAGUUUGCCAUAUCAGUCUCUGUCGGUGCCUGAGCACUCGUCUCCUGGGACUGUUGUGGGCAAUGUGACUGGUGCAGUGGACGCGGACGAGGGCUCUAAUGCUAUCGUCUACUAUUCCAUUGCAGGAGGCGAUACCGUGGGAAACUUUGGUAUGAGUGUGGCCGGAGUUUUACAGGUCAAAAAAGAUCUGGAUCGGGAAGAAAUCCCAGUGUAUUCCAUCAUUGUUAAAGCGUCCAGUAACCGAAACUGGUCUCCUCCGAGAGGUCAAAGGUCACAGCGGGCCCAAGUGCUUGACCCAAGCCGUGACCCUACAUUACAGGAAGUAAGAAUCUUCCUUGAGGACAUCAACGACCAAUCUCCGAGAUUCACAAAGAUGGAGUACACUGCAGGUGUGGCUGCGGAUGCUAAAGUGGGCUCUGAUCUGAUCCGGGUUCAAGCGAUUGAUAAUGACAUUGGCAACAACAGUCUUGUUCUUUAUCACAUUCUGUCCAUCCGCUACAUCAAACUGCAUUCCAAUGACUCUGAAGACAUGGGCAACGUCUUCAUCAUCGGUGAGACUGAUGGAAUCAUCCGAACGUUUGACCUGUUUAUGGCAUAUGAUCUGGGUUAUUUUGUGGUGGAGGUUCUGGCGAGAGAUCUGGCAGGACACAGUGACGUGACUCUAGUGGGCAUUUACAUUCUGAGAGACGACCAGCGGGUGAAAAUCGUCAUUAAUGAGAUACCGGAGCGUGUCCGGCUGUUUCAGGAGGAGUUUAUAAACCUGCUCUCAAACAUCACAGGAGCCAUAGUUAACACUGAUGACGUACAGUUUCAUGUGGAUAAAAAGGGAAGAGUGAACUUCGCUCAAACCGAUGUUCUGAUUCAUGUGGUCAACAAGCAGACCAACCGUAUUCUAGAUGUGGAGAGGGUGAUUCAGAUGAUCGAUGAGAACAAGGAGCAGUUGAGGAAUCUGUUUAGAAACUACAACGUUCUGGAUGUUCAGCCUGCUGUGACCACUCGUGCACCUGAUGACCUCACCACCUUACAGAUGGCUAUUAUCAUCUUGGCAGUUUUACUCUUCCUUGCUGCCAUGUUGUUUAUCCUGAUGAACUGGUAUUACCGCACAGUGCACAAAAGGAAGCUGAAGGCAAUUGUUGCUGGCUCCACAGGAAAUCAGGGGUUGAUGGAUAUUCUGGAUAUGCCCAACACAAACAAGUACACAUUUGAAGGAGCAAAUCCAGUGUGGCUAGAUCCUUUCUGCAGGAAUCUGGAGUUAGCAGCACAGGCGGAGCAUGAGGACGACCUUCCUGAAGACUUAAGUGACAUUGCUGACCUCUGGAACAGCCCGGCUCGCACACACGGUACAUUUGGACGUGAUCCUCAGGCUUCUAAACCAGAGGAUGACCGAUAUCUACGAGCUGCAAUUCAGGAGUAUGACAACAUCGCCAAACUAGGACAAAUCAUGAGAGAGGGGCCCAUCAAGGGCUCGCUGCUCAAUGUGGUUCUGGAUGACUAUCUGAGACUCAAAAAGCUGUUUGCCGCCCGCAUGGUCACCAAGUCAACCAGCCACGGUGACCAAUCAUCAGUCACAGAGCUGAUCCAAAGUGACCUGGAUGAAGAUGACGACGAGCGCGUUGGUGUUGGAGGUCGAGGAACCCUUCGCUUCAAGCACAAACUACCGAUCGAGCUCAGGGGUCCUGACGGGGUGCACGCAGUUCACGGCAGCACAGGCACGCUGUUGACCUCUGACCUCAACAGCCUGCCUGAAGAUGACCAGCGUGCCCUGGCACGCUCCCUUGAAGCCUUGCACACAGAUGGCGGACUGUAUGCCGAACGCAACGCCCGAACAGAAUCUGCAAAAUCCACACCUUUGCACAGAAACAAGGGCAGCGACACUCUGUCUGAGAGUCCGUUAGAGAUCACGGAAUUAUGACUAGCCGAGGCCUCGCUGGUCUGAGAAAACUACAACGUGCAUGCCACUCCUGGCUUUUUGUUAUCAACGGGAACUCUUUCCUGCGAUGUGGAGAAGAGUUCAGGUUUGUAAGGGCCAGGUGUGAGGAGGGUGUGUAGGUGUGUGUGUGGACCUGGAAUGCCCAAAUCAAGGGUGGCUCAUCUUGUCAGGGCUAUUUCAAGUGUACUGAAACUUUUACCACACACACUCAAACUACACAAUGGGCAGCGAAUGCACUCUCAGACCAGUGGAAGGCCGAAUAUGGACAUUAGUUUUUAUUUAGUUACUUUUUAAUAUUUCGAUAGGACACCAGGGAAUAACAUGGUCAUGUAUGUGUAUAAUGAACUGUUUGAACAGCUUAUGAGAGUAUAUCUCUGGGGCUUUUCACACUGCAAUUAACCCUGGGUUAAGCAACAUUUCACACUUGGAAAUUGAAAAAGGGUUUAACUCUGGGUUCUGAAGCUAGAACAGGGUUAGCACUGUUUAUUGCAGUGCCAUGGGUAUAUAGUCUGAAACUGUGCAGUGCUAGUAAAUGUUGAUGAGUUUAGCAACAGACAACCAGCCGUAGAUGAAAUCAUUCAAAUCAUUCAUGCACUUCGCAUGGCUGCAGGAAGUAUCUUUUUACGAUUCGUAGAAUAGUCAAUGUUUAAAAAUGUUGAACAGUGAUGGUAAACGUUAACUGGAGAGAUUAUGAAACAGUAUUAUUUUUGUAUGUAUAUUUUUUUUCUAUAGUGUUUAAAUUCACAAAGCACGAUUACAAAAAUACUCCGUUUUCAUGCAGGCAAUCCAAACAGUUGCCAUGUCUGCCACUGGUCGAAAAAUGUUCCCAAACGCACACCAUUGAUUGAGCUAAAGUUGCCGUGUCUUUUCGCCCUAUUCAAACUUCAGAUGACUGACUUAUAGCUGCGGUUACUGCUAUAGUAUUAUUGCGGUACCCAUACUUCAAAAUACCGGCUGUGUCACAGUAUUUUCCGAAUAGUUCCGUAAUGCAUGUAAAUAUUUACACAUGCAGAACUGAAACGUUUGGCAUGUAGUUGAUUUUCUUUCCUAAUAAUUGCUUCAGGGUGUGAACAUGAAUGGUGUGAACUGUGAAUAAUUGAUUAAUUAACAGAGCUGAAUAAUGUAAUAAUGUCGUAUCCAAAUCAUUUGUGUGGGACUACGAUACUGCUCUUUAAACGAUGAAAAAUAUGACGCGCCUCACCUUUAAGGCAAGAUGGCCACAUUCCCACGUGUUUGUAAAAGCAGGUUGCAUGCUUUAAAAUUAAAAAAUUUGUGUUUCCAGAACAUGACAACAUGUGGUAGAGUAUUAACAAUGUGAAAAUGUGCAUUAUUAUUUAUAUUUAAACAAACAAACCAACCCUGGGUUAACAGGUAAGUGUGAAAAGUCCAUCUGAUAUAAAGAAGAAAUGACCACAAGAAAACAUCGUGUACUGCAAGCUGCUGUGUGCUGGUGUCUUUACAGUGAGAUUUAAGACAUUACAAAAAUGACUUCAUGAACUCCAUCUAUAAAAAAUUGUGAACUAUCUGAAAAAAAGUGGAAGACUGCAUUGAAGAAAAUGGACUAAAUGCUGUUCCAUGGACCAAUGGGGAAAGCCAGUUAGCAGACCAAACACUGUUUCCACUGAACUUACUGAGGCCAGAGGUUUGUCUGGUCAACUAACAAACCAUUUCAUUUUUGCUUGAACUGAGGGAUUUAUGUGUGUCAUGUGUUUUAAUAAAAA
Messenger RNA from Sinocyclocheilus rhinocerous, 11555 nucleotides. Its product is annotated as cadherin-23-like. The record is from RefSeq and is a predicted model, not a curated record. Lineage: Eukaryota; Metazoa; Chordata; Actinopteri; Cypriniformes; Cyprinidae. Gene Ontology annotation, biological process: neuron projection development; multicellular organism development; homophilic cell-cell adhesion. Gene Ontology annotation, molecular function: calcium ion binding; beta-catenin binding; cadherin binding. Gene Ontology annotation, cellular component: plasma membrane; catenin complex. The transcript has 66 exons. Bases 1 to 9816 code for a protein of 3271 amino acids.